Molecule: messenger RNA, 31268 nt
Organism: Xyrichtys novacula (pearly razorfish)
Lineage: Eukaryota; Metazoa; Chordata; Actinopteri; Labriformes; Labridae
Source: the annotation of a GenBank genome assembly
GCAGUAUUGUUUUUGUGCACAGCUGCUGCGCUGCUAUAAAGCUCCAGCAAUGAGGAAUGAUGAGAGGAGAAAUAGUGAUACAAAGAAACCAAAGACACGUAUUGCGUGUGAAUUUCCUCUGCUGCUUUGUGUGUCUGCCGUCGGGGGACAUUUGGAGAAGCUAAGGAGGAUCUGACUGAGACGAAGAGGAUCGUGCCCUGAAACCAAGGACUCAGGUAGGAUGUCCGCACCAAGGAUGCUCCAUACACUGCACUUCAGCGGAGGGAAAUAGGACUAAUUCUGGCAGAUACUACACAGGAUAAACCUUCACAUUUCUCUGACACAGCCAUUAUUCUUCAGCUUUUCUCUGUCACACACUUUACACCUUUUCCUAUCUGUGUAGUCUUUGUUCACCAGCAGCAGAAAGGAAACUGCAACAGCCUGCAGCAUCAACUUCAAGUCUGACUGUGCUUUUAAUUCACUCAGUCAUUUCCUCUCCUCCGAUCAGUGUGUUCACUCCCUUUAUUGACACACACAGACAGACAGACAGACAGACAGACAGACAGACAUGUGAGUAGAUUAUAAAAGAUGUGAGUGACAUUUUCUGUAACUGUCAUCCAUACACAGCCACCUUCUUCCGUUUUCUUAUUUCGCACCCUGAAGCUGAAAAGUUGAAGCUGAAAGCUGCUGUAAUUUGUGAAAUACUUUCAAAUGUCAUGUAAACACUUUUGAAGCAGUGAAGUCCAAGUUGAGCCCCUCGUAUCUGGAGGGUUUCUUUGUUGUUUCCACUGAACUGUCUUUGUUUCAGAGGAGAUGAUGGUAAUUCCUCUCACUGUUGUUGAUACUGAACAGCUGAGCGCCUCUUCUUCAAGUUACUGGGGAAAAAAAGCAUAUUUCCGGAAAAGGGUAGAAAGUGGACUUCAGAAUAAAACCGAUGAGUUUGUUUGUUUUUCCAACUUUAAAGAAUUAAACAAGUUAACAAAGAAUAAACUGUGGAAAAAUAUCUCAAGCCUAGGAUAAUAGAAAGGAAGAAGUAUUUAAGAUUAAUAAGAGAAGGACAUGUAACUGUACACAUCAGGGACUUUUCUCUAACUUCUAUUCCAUGAUUGAUUUCUGAUAUCUUAUUUUUCACUAAUUUCAAGAAAGUUAAACUCGAUUUUCCAAUAUAAGUUAUUCAUUUAUCACACAGAGCUUCUUCUUUGAAUAGUUUUAUGGCAAAAUUGAAAAAAAAAAAUUUGUAAUGAAUUUGUUUGUUACCCUUGGAUGAAGAGAAAAAAAUAGCAACAAUCUUAAAAUGAAAAUUAAAGAACUAGAAAUGUCCCAUUCUUGUUCUGAUUUUUACCCGUUGUAAAUCAGGAAUAUCUUAUUUAUCUGUACAGUGAAUUGAAAUUCUUUAUUCAUAACGAACAUAUAUACCCAAUGUAAAAUGUCAAUGUGAACUGUGAUCUAUUCUCAUCUCCUGACUGUCUUUGAAAAAUCAUUUUAAAAAAUUGACAAUGUUUUGAAAUCAGGUCAAUUUUGUAGCAUUUUUCCUGUUCUUACAAAGUCGACUGUGGGGCAUUUAGAUGGUGAGACCAAACUCUGUGUACUUAGCGAUUUCAUUUUUGGCUUUCUAUUUUUUUAUCAAUUAUCUAUAUCCCAUAUUCAUUUAAUUAUUUGUUUAUUUUUUUAUUCUUUUAAUUUUUUUAAGUAGUCUUGUUUUAAGCUAAAAGAUUGUUGCUAAAAUUUCCUUGAAAAAAACAUUCGACCUUCAUCAGUCUUACUUUGAAAAGACCAUCCAAAGCUUCCUGUUUUGUUGCAGUGAGCUUGACUCUCUGCUGGGAGGAGAUUGGGGAUGCAGAUUGGAGUAGGUGGAGGGGAGGGGAGGGGGGGGGGGGUGAAGUGUGCGGAUGAUUUCCAGUCCAGUUCAGACCAGUUUUAGCGCUGCUCUUCAUUCACUGCAAUAUACUUUAUCUUAUUGUUCUCAGCAGGAUGUGUGACUGCAAACAAGCAAACGGGAAGUUUGGUUUGCCUGCCUGUUUUCAAAGCCAUGUUAAUGUCCUAAGUGUUGGGGGCUCAGAGUGACAUUUUAAGUUUCCUCUGACAAAACAGUACCCUACAUCCUACAAUGAACAGUAAAGAACCGUAAUUUUAUGACUGUUUUUAAAAAAGUAUUCGUAAUUGAAAGAUGUAACGGGAAAAUAAACGCCUGCGGAUGCCAUAAGUCUUUAUUGUGUAGUCAAGUCAGGUAAUGUCAUACAUACAUACUCCUCAUUUUCACAUCUCACAAAACAAAAGCUCGUUAUUUUCUCAUUUUAAUCACAAGAGUUUAAAAGUUCUACGCGUUUUUCAAUAUGUAGGUGAUAAAUUAUUUUAAACAAUCAUUAACCUUCAGGUUUGUGUCUAUUUCUGUCCGUAAAUACCGUCAUUAUCCAACUUUCUAAUGUCCCUCUGUACAAAUAUAUGAGGCUACUGUAUGUGAUGGGCGCGCGCGAGCAUUGACAGAUGAUACGGAGUCUCGCGCCGCACUGGUUCGAACCGGCUGGAGCCUGCGUUACAUUUACGUACAGUCGAGUUUCUGCCAACAAACCCUUGUUUUUCCCAAAGUAUCCUCGUCACAUUAGACACAGAUCCACUCAAAUACCCCAACUUUUCUGUUUAUGUUUCCACACAAACAAGGAAAGUCAAGCAAGUCAAGAAUGUCUUUGUUGUCUUUAGUAACAGAAACUUUAUCGUUUUAAUCAAGUAUCCUCACAUUUAUCCAUAAUUUGAUGUAAGUCUCGUUUAAAAAAACGAAAGAGUUGAAUUCUUGAGUCAGGUUAAGAGAAUUUUUGAUCAACAUUUCCCAUAAAAUCUCAACAUAAACAACAUUUCCUCACUAUUAACACCACACUAUUGUCUUCCCCCACCAGUCCUGAACGCAACAUCAACCUCACGUGUAGCAGCUGCAAGAGCUAUGUCACUAGCAGCCAAUCGAAUCGGAAGUGUUAAACCUCCGAGCCAAUCAGAGAACGCAGGGGCGGGACUUUUGAAUAUUUAUAGGCGGGGUUUGCAGCUCAAAGGGCUCAGCUGUUUUCUGUUUAUAGGAGUCCCUCGUCGUUGUUAACAUCAGCUCAGACAAAGAAACGGAUGUAAUACAGGUCCAGAGAGUCUCCCAAAACACCUAAUCGUGAACUCACACAGCAUUGCAUGAAUGCUCAUCCUCCAAAAAAGUCAGAAAUGAAAAAGAAAUGUGCUAAAAUCACAAAAAAACAAGUCCGGUGAUGACAUAUUAUGAGUAAGCAGCAUAAUGUUUCUGCAGUUUCAGUUUUAUGACUCAGUCCAGCAUCUUCACCAGUCCCUCCUGCUAUCCUUCCUUGCAGGCUCCAGCAGCAUCCACCCAACCACCCCCAAGUUAGACCAGUGAAGUGCUACCUCUGAACCAGCUGAGAUAUGGCUCCCACCUUGGCCACAGCUUUCUCCCGCCGAUGGUGGAUGGCGGUGACAGCCGUUAUUGAGAACCUGCUUUUCUCUGCCGUGCUACUGGGCUGGGGAUCCCUGCUCAUCAUGCUCAAGUCUGAGGGCUUCUACUCGUACCUGUGCAAAGGACUAGGUGAGUCCGCUUGGUUUAUGGACAAAAAUGCCAAGUUUUGGAUUGUGCAAAGAUACUGGAGUAAUGUACUCAACAAUCUGAAGGUACCCACCACAGCAACUUUAGAGAUGUAAUGUAGAAUAACAACAAUUGAGGUUUCAUUUACUUUACUAAAGUGAUCAUCUGUGAGGAAACAAGCAGGAUCCCGAUUGAUCUUACCAUGGGGAUUUUCACAUAAAGAACUAGUCCAUUCAGUAGCUGUCCUUGAAAAACCUUUAAAGCAGAAAGAAGGUGCUCCUUCAGUGCACAGUAAAGCCACAUCAAGUUAUUUCAUUGUUAUUUAUUCUGUCCUCAGUUCCCUCUGAUCAAAGGAAGUGCAGGGCGCUGCUCCACUCAGACUCUCUUUAUUAGUUUGUGUUUUAUGAAACAAAAUUGAGCCCGAAAAAUCAAAUCAGAUGAGAGCUCAGUCCUUCCAAUAAGCAGGAUUUUAUAGUCGCUCAUUGUCCCAAUUGCAAUGUGGGUCAAAUUAAACACAACAACAACUCACUGCAGCGACAGUUAAUCUUCACUUACAUCAGCAGUAAUGUUUUCUAGCUGUCUGCAUCUCCAUGUAAGCAGAUUGAAGUGUGAAUGAGUCCAUUCAUGUCCCCAUUCUUCACAGCAGUGAUCACACACACUGACUUUAUCUCUUUGAUCAGCUGAUUGAGUCUGUCUUCCUAUUUCCCUCUUUGUUUCCUACAAAGAAACACUGAUGAAAGCCUUGCAGGGUUAAUUUGUGAAUAUAAAGCCUUUUAAUGGAUUUGUCCCUCUCUACAUCCACUCACGCUAUCACAUGACUCUAUCUGAGGGUACUGUCAUUUACUGUGUUACCAUAGAGGCAACUCUGGCUAAUUUUAGCUAAUUUUGUCAAUGGAUGUGCUAACACAAUGUAACUCAAAAAGCUUAUCACUGUAGGUCCUCCCUUUCUUAUCUCGACUCUCAGACCCGUUUAACAGCGUUAAAUCUGCAGCUCUGGUGUUUACUUACAGGCUGAAAUCAGGUCGAGUAGGUGCAACAUACAAAGUUUUGUGAGGUCAAGUGGGUGCAACACAGGCUGGUAGGACAAGGUGAAGUCUGAGGAUUUCUCGCUGUAAAGCCAGCAUGUUUGUCUAUCCUCAGGCAAAAAUGUGCAAACAUGCAGAAUUGUUCUGCCUCUUGUGUACAGAGGCGAUGUCGGCAGCUGUCUGACUCAAGGUUUUUUGACAUUGUGUAGAACUUUGACAGGUGUAGAGCCUUCAAAUAACCCUUCUGUCACAAAGCUGUUUCAGAAGUUGUUGUUUUUGGGACAAACCUAUGCCUGUAUGGGACUCUGGAGGGUAAAAAGCUGAAGACUGAGUUUUAGUUUACACCUUUGAUCACCGUUUGCCUCACCCAGAACAAAAAUUAAAGUUGUGAUAGGUUAAAACAAAGUGCAUGUAAGAACAGGUGAGUUUAUAAAAAAAAAGUAGACUUCAGAAUAUGAUUAAUUUCAAAUGUGCCACAGGGGAAAUAUUCACAUAGGCAGGCUCUCGGGAUUCCUUUGUCUCAUUCAGCGGCGACUAACCUUAUAAUGUUACACACUUGAAUACUAUAUAUCAUAGUCCCCGAGAAGAACCCAGCCAGAAGAAGACACAAAUAUUUUUAGUACUGAUCACAAUCAAAUGCCAAGCUCUAGUGUUAAACAAUUAACCAAUCCAGACGUGUUAAAACUCGAGGGUAACUUCAAAAGUCAAGAAAUCACCAUUAAGUCCCAUGUUGAAAUGCCCAUUUUGUUAACAUUCUGUCAGUCUGGUUAAAAAAAUGGUUUUGGUCCAUACAGCUCAUUCCUUUAUUCAUACACACCGUACAGGGAGUGAUUUCUUAAAUCCUUUUGGUAAUGUUGCAACUGAGCAUGUGCACAAAUUUGCAUAAAUAGCGACAGAGACAAGUGACAAAAAAGUCACAUUAAGCCUUUCUAGUUCAGAGUACGAGGUAUUAGAUGUGUAACUGCAACAACAAACAGUUGACUUUCUUUAAAGUUUUCAGCGAUAAUAAACUGAAUUCAAUAUAUUAUUUUCUUUGAAAAAUAAACUAAGAAGAGAAAACAAACCAUUUCAGUCUAAAAAUGUAUUAACAUGAUUCAAUUUCUUUGAAGUGUCCUAAAAGUAGUUGCUAAACUUCCAAUAUUGUAGCAUGGAAACAGAUAUGAAUAAAGCAACUGGGCACACAUUAUGAAAAGUAAUGGUACCUGUCAUUGGAGACACCUGUUUGUGUUUGUGGUGUGGUGAGUUCGCAUGUGUUCAUGAACCGUUUGAAACAACCUUCUCACUGUGGUUUUGUCUAUGUUCUUCCUCAUGUUUGUGAUACUCAGAUGUAUUUCAACCGUGAAGUACAGCCUGCUCUCUCACAGCUGUGGUGUGAGGUUAUCAUAUUGUAGGUGGUGUUUUUUUACACACAGCAGACAGAGAAAAAUGUCCUUUCCUUUAUCACACUCAUCACCUGCUCUUGUGGUCCUUAUUGUCUUAUGAGACUUCAUUCUAAUGUGGCUCUUUCACACAGUUUUUUGACGUGUCUUAAGAGGUUAGGAAAACACGGUUGUGGUCUGUGUGAGCUGUAUGUGUGUUAUUGCUAAAAGAAAACACUGUGGGCGUCAAAUGUAGACACAGUUUCCACUUUGGUGUUUCAAGUUUGCAUCCAACUGUUGCUGAGUUAACUUUACUUAAUGAACUUUACUUGUUAAUGGCUCCCUCCUCAUACACUCCCCCCCAAUCACAUCAAGCUGUUUGUUUUUACAGCUACUUUUUCACGGAUGAGAUUUGUAGACUGUAGAAUCUGAUCCAGGUAUUUGUUAUCAUUCUUUAUGAAUACUCCUUUGUCAGUGUUGUUUUAAUAUGAGUUAAGUUGUGUGACUUGUUGCUGCCUGCUGCUACAACAGUGAAGUCAGGGAAACCUAGUAUGUACUUGUAAUCAUUAAACAAAACGGCUCUACAAGAGGUGGGUCUGUUUGACAUCUGCUGUACAUACAUAAGACGCUCACUGAAGACGAAGGAGUGGCUUUACAAAAGAAAUUCAGCAAACAGCAAAAACAAACUGAUGUCGACAUCCAGGAAACACCCUUGAGGUAUAGACACUACACUAAACAACUUAUUGACCCUCAGGUGUUCUGGCCUGUUUCGUUGGGUGUCUAAAUGACCCUUUAGUGACUCAGGACCUCUGACUAGUCAUCAGAUGAUGCAGUUUAGGAACUGAUUCAGUCAGCACUAAACACUCCUAUAGGCUUCAGAUAUCAGCCAGCAACAGGAAUGCACAAGAAUGUCUCUUCACAUGUGUACUUAAAUCCUUUAGUGUGUCUGCAGGGGCUCGAAAGGUGUGAAAAGUCGUUAAAGAGCGGGUAUUAUGCUUAUCAGCUUCUUAGCAGCUUUACAUGAUUUACAGGUCAACAAACUCUUAAGAUAUUUCAGGCAGCUGUCUUUGAAAAUACUCAUUUUAGCCUCUGUCUGAGACGCUUUAUUUAAGCCCCUCCCCCAGUGUUCUGGAAGCCUCCUCCACUGUUGCCACACAAAGUGCAAAGUUGCACAUUGUUGUGUUCAGUCUUAUAAAAUGACAGAUUCGCCCUUGUAAGGAGAUUCACUGUCUGGUGAUGUCACAUUUGGAGCAAAUCUCUUUUUAAUCUCACUGAAUUCUCCUGUGACCUUUUGAAUGAGCCAAUCAGAGCACCCUGGCGUCCCAUCUGGGGAUUACUUCAUCACACAUUAACCUUGCCAUCUGAAACGUAGCUCAUGUAUAAUAAUACUGAUGUCAAACAUCUCAACUUAACACUUGUUUUUAAAAUAUAUAAAAAAGCAAAAUACCACCUCUUAAAUCAAUUGAUCGAAAUCCGGGACCAGAUUUUGUACUUGGUGUGGUUUUUAAUUUGUCUAAAUUUGCACUGUCCAGCUGUUGUAGAUCCAUGAUGGGUAAAAUCCUGACAAACCUGACAUCAUUCAAAAAGGUCAAACACUCACUGAUCACAGACAGUAAGGAAACACUAAGUUAAUUUAUAGAUUAAACCUAAAAAACACCUAAAAUGGGACAUGUUUGAGACUUAAAUAAUCCACACAGUUUUAGCCCUAUAUCAGCCCUGGAUUCGACUAAUGUGUGGCUGGCCAAAGAAAAAUCUUAAAUGAAUCAGCAACUUUGGACAAUUCGACAUCAGGCUGUCCUGAAAUUCUCUGGAAAUAUUUAUAGUGUACGUGUGAAGAGGGUUAAAUGGCUUUCAACACCAGCCAGCCAUUCAUUACAGCUCGCAUACAUCCUCAUGUUACAUCUGUCCAGUCUUUUCUGGUGCUGUUUGUUUUUAAAAAGCUUUUCAGCAUUGAACUAUGCACUCUCAGUGAAUUUAUGUGCCAGUGUUAAAACAACAAUGCAGGCAUCCGAUGUUCAUUAAGCCCUGUUACCUUUCACCCACUUAUACCCUCACGUCAACUUUUUGCACCAGAAUGCAUUUAAUGUGACAUAAUAGCUUCCUGUUGUUCCUCUUUAGAGACCAGGGACCAGCAGAAACCCCUCCUCCCCUCACUCCUUUAACCUUAAGCUGGCUCAACAGAGGCAGAAAUCAACAUCAUGCCCUCCUUUAGGAACAAAACAGGCCUGGAGAGCACAUUUUCUGCUCUCUUGUUUGUUGGAUGCAGCAGAGACUUGAGCUGCUGUUGACAACCUGCCCGCAGGAUCAUGAUUAAGAAAAACACUUGAUGACUAAGUCUUUCAUACCCUCCUCCAGACAUCAAAUGUCCUGGAAACGCUGAGUCUGUCGCUAUAGCAUCUGACAAUCUGAACAAAAACAAGUCAAGGUGAGCAAGGAGUUUUCGUGUCUGCUGUCAUUACAUGUGUUGAUACCAGCAGAGUUUCACCAGAGGCAACGGUCUAAUAGAGCUGAUAGACCAAAAUAGACUCCACAUGAACUCAGUGGACUGUGUUUACGAGUGAUUCAGCCCCGUGUGUGUGGGGCAGAGUGUGACAGAGAGUUUUCCUCCAACGUGCUUGCAGGGGUUCAGUUCUGACUAUUUCUGGCGCCUGUUUACCUUGUAUUUUGUUGUUUUCCCUCCGGUGUAUUUACUUGACCUUUAAUGAGUCUCCUGGCUUUGAAAUCAGCAGCUCAGCACGAGAGAGAGGGCGGGCAGUAACAUUAGAGAUGUGUUACUUUGAAAUACCCAGUUUAGAUCACACCUUGACCUUUAGGGACCGUGCAUCAUAAAUUUGAUCUGGUUUUGCUUUUAUCACCAUAGCUGCCUCUAUAAUAAAGCCGGUAGCUGGCUCGAUCAGCAUAAUGAUGUGAAGUAAGCCAAUCUGAUGGUUCAGCCAAAAGUAACUUGAUAAAAGUUUUUGCUAGAUAUCACUCCUGCUAAAUCAAGAAUUUGUGUACAGAAACUUGAUGACAGUAGUUCUCGGGAAGUCUGUUCAAACCCCUUAAAUAAUAAAUGUAGUCAUGUUUACUGACAUAACACGAAAAACACGUGAGAGCAAAUAUCUGCAGGCUGUUUGUGUCGUAUGAUAGUAGAUUCACAUAACUACUCUACACCUCUGGCUAAAGUAUCACAGUCUAGCUCCCUUAUGUAAAAGGCUGGUACCUUGAGGAUAUUUGAGCUCUACACAAUAUCUAAGGGUUGAAUUUUUAAAGAUGAUAGUCUUUUGGAGCGCUACAGUUGGGACAUGAACCGGUUUAAAGCAGCGUUUUUAUAUCUGACAUUUAAAAUCUAAUCAUGCAGGAAACAACACCAGCCUCAACAACUCCAAUGCAUCCAUGUCAGAGCCGGAGGAAGAGUACAUGGAGAUGAAUAACUGGCCUAUCUGUAAAGACCAGGAUGAGAUGCUAAACCUGGCCUUCACUGUGGGAUCCUUCCUGCUUUCUGCCAUCACUCUGCCUCUGGGUAUCGUCAUGGACAAAUAUGGUCCCCGGAAGCUGCGUCUUCUGGGCAGGUAAGACUCAACUUUCCACUUCAUAUUUAAUGAAGUUCAACAGGUUUGGUUUGUUUUUCUUUCAUAUAAUCUCUUAUUGUUCUGAUUUCUCUGUGUACCCAGUGCCUGCUUUGCCUUCUCCUGCCUCCUCAUCGCCUAUGGUGCCAGUGACCCCAACAGUAAGUGACUCUUAUCAUGCAUUCCUUUCACAGCAGCCUCUAUGUCAUGGUGCUUGUGUAGGUCAGCACACAGGCACACAUGGAGAUGAUGUAUUGAUGCAGCAUUGACACAUUAAUCAAUCACACGGCAAGCGUGGGAGCUCCUUUGAGUCAGCAGACUGACUACAGCUUGUCUGUGCUUCUCCUUUUACAGAUCUGUCCAUCCUGAUCUUCUUUGCUCUGGCGUUGAACGGAUUUGGAGGCAUGUGCAUGACCUUCACUUCUUUGACUGUGAGUAAAACCUGCAGGACACCACAUAAAGAUUUAGGUGUCUUAUUUAUGUAGCACAAGUUACAAGAGAAAAAGUCAUGGUAACACAAGAAAACGCCAUAAAAAAGAAAAAUAAAUACAAAGUAAGAGGUUUUUUUUUUAAAUAUUUCUUUGUUCAUGAAAGUUGUGUAGAAAUAAACAGAAUUCAAAGCAGUGAAAGGAGAGAGAUUAUGCAAUCAGCAGAGACGAAGAUGCAAUGUGCUCUGUUGUUGUGCAUGAGAGUGAGACGCAGGUCUGAUUCUUAUGUUUUAUUUAGUUACUAUGAGGAUUUAUGGGGAGGAGGGAGGAGGGCCUUAUUGAUGGUCUCUGAGGAGCUUUGUUGCAGCUGUGUUGUUGAGUCUAAGUGUAAAAAAUGCACUCACGGCAGUCGAUGUAUUAGUCUUAUUAACUGAUAACAUCAGACACUGAAGCAGAGAGAAGAAAACAAAAGAGUCAGUGGAUACAGAGGCAGAUCAGACACCGUACAGAGAGUGAACAUGAAGAAUGAAGGCGGCAGAUGCAGACGGCCGAGCAGCUGUCAAGAGACCGCUGGGAGUAAAACCAGCAGUGAUGUGAGGGAUGAAGUGGAUAAGGAAGAGCGAGCGGUCAAGAUGAUCUCAUCAGUCAGGGAAAGUGCUGCAUCACAGGAGAGGACACGUGAGAGACAGUAGAGGAGACGCAGGAGAGAGGGUUUUUUGAAAGUGAACGUGACUCCAUUAGUGAUCUAUUAUUCACAAACUCCUGCACCGCUGCUGCUGCUGCUGCUGCUGAUCUGGAUAUGAGCCAAAAAAAGACUUAUGAUUAUUUCAUCCUCACAGCGUCUGAGUGUUUUACAGUGCUUGUCUGUGGAAGUGUGAUUGUUCUAGUAGCAGGACAGUAGAGUGGUGUCCAUUCUCAGAAAUAUGGACACAACUCAGACAGUGCAAAUGUCACCAAACGGCAUUAUAAGCCAUCCGUAGGCUUUAUUUAUCCCCUUUUAUUUACCAAACCAGUCAUUUCCAGGGGGUCUCUCAAGAUCAUGACUUUUUUAUCCCAUUAUCUCUGGAUAAGAGCACGAGUUUUUGCAUUGUUAUGAUUAAGUAUCGUUUUUCCUUAAGAUGUUGGCAGCUCUUCAGAAAAACAGCUGAGAUGAACUCUUUAUUGUGGGAAACAGAGUAGAUUAAAGCAUGAAUACAUGUCUGCUCUGAGCUUAUGUAACGUAGAAGUUAUCAUGUUUUUUCUGGUAGAUAAUACUUUGCAACAGUGUCGCCUUCAGCCCGAACACUGAAUUUCUUUAUCACAAAAAGAGCUGAGACAGUCUGUCGCUGGGAGACAAACAGGAAACAGCGACAGAGGAACUGAGUGUGUGUGGGUCUCCACCCUCGCCUCCUCUGCUCCCUAUUCAGGCUGCCCACAGGGACCCUUACUGACACAAAAACAAAAACACAGAAGUUGCUCAGCUGGUUUUACCCCUGACUCCCCUCUCCGUCUUCCCUCCCCCAUCUUUCAGCCUCCCAGUCUUCAGUCUGAGCUGGGGUUGUUUUUGUCGUGUCUGGUUUCAGCUGCUCUCUCCUCCUUGCAAGGCUGGACCUGCGCACAACUGUCAAAACGAGUGUGCGCUGGAGUACUGUAACUCACUGUAGUCAGCUGGGUGUGCAUGUGUGUGGCUGUGUGUGUGUUGUUUUAGCUGUGUGGGGUUUCCAACCCUCAGCAGGUGAAGGUACAGAUCCUCAAAGGUUUUGGCAAAUGUUUCUUUUAGAGCCUCAUUGCGAGUAUCAGCAGGUCACAUUUUCCUCGAAAGGCUUUUGGAUGUAUAAAAUAGACUAUAAUUCAAUUGAAAAAUGGGUAAUAUUUUCUAUUGCCAAUGUUGGUUUUAAGUGUUUUUUUUAACAGUUGAAAGCUGAUAAGAGACAUAAAACAUUUGAAACUCCCUGAGGAGUUUUUAGCUGGUAGUAAAACAAGCUUAAAUUCAAAAGGAUGUCUUUUUAUGAUCUAGAAUAACAAAUGAGUUCAUUUUAAGGAGACUGACUUUUUCUACAGCAAGUUUAAACGCCUGUAUACACUCCAGCCAAGGAGGAGUGACAUGAGGCAAUUCACAACCAGCUACAGAAAUGACUUUCUCUUCAGUUUAGGAGACAAAAAUUCAAGUUUUUAGGUAAAUUUGCACACAUCAGAAGUAGAUACAAUAGGAUAGAGCUUUGUGAUUUCAAUUAUGAGUACGGAUUUGACCCCUUAGGAAAAUAAAAGUAUGACAAUCGAGAUUUGAUGAUAUUUAGCGGCCUGCUGUGUUUCCACCAUUACAUCAAAUAAAGUGCGUCCUUCCUGAACAGCAGAUCACAGGUUUGGCCCCUCCCCUCAAAUGGCUCUCAUUUUGACUUCAUUAUAAGCAGCUCAGACUAAUAGUAUAAACUAUCAGGCAGCCACAGGUGGAGAGAGGAGAGCAGGGAGAGGAGCAGAAGUGUGUGCCUGAAAAGCCAAGGGACAGGAUGAGCUCGAGAAGAAAGAGAGGCUGUAACUAUUGUAACCAAGCUGUUAUCAGGACUAUGACAUAUUCAUGUUUCUCUAUUUGGUCUUUUCUCUAUCAGAUGACAUGUUGAAUUUCUUUAUCUUAAAGUUUCAGUCAACAUUAACUCCAUGUUUGAAUGGAGUGCUUAGUAAACAAAGUCAUAGACUGCUACAGGUCUCCAUCAGGGUUUUAGAACCAGACGUCAGGGUCUUCAGCUCUUCCCUGACUUUGCCCUUUCCUGCUUCUCAGGGUGAAAGGUUGUUACAGGGGGAAGCAGCUAUUUUCAGACACCUGUAACCUUUAGUAAAAAGCUCUGACGCAGCAUGUCGGGGCAUCACGGGUUUGAAACUCAGCAGGUCAGAGUGAUCCCCACCCUGUCAUAGACGGAUGUGGUCUUUUCCAUAGUGUUUGGUUUUCAUCGUCUCUUUAUUACAGUGAAUUUCUUUUUGUUCUCUCCACUGUUUUUUUGCCCUUUAAUGAGCACAAAGUGGAGUGUUUCGCCCUUUCCUCCUCUUUCUGCUCUUUAUCAUUUCACUGCUUGACUUGCCUUCCCCCUCGUGAAUGCAUGCUCAGCACUCCCUGUCCUGGUGAUGGAAAAAAGGGAGUGAAGCUGAGGAGAAGAGGAGGAGGCUGGGGUGCUUAUUCGUGCUUUCCCUGCUCUUCAUUCCUUCCAUUUUUCUGCUUGUAAACAGCUUCAUGUUGGGGGGUAUCUCCUCUAUCUUCUUAAUUGUUUGUAAGCAGUGUUUUCCUGCAUAUUUCUUAAUAUUGUUUGGUCUCUAAAGCCCCGUUCACUCAUGAACUCCUGACAUUUUUAAGAUACUUGUUGAUGAUGUUCACACACACCCCCCACAGUGGGAGAUUUUCUGUGUUGGACACAGUCCCACAAAAUACUGAAUUCUGGUUUUAAUUAGGGAGGUAAAGGAGGGGGACUCCUCUUACGUAACUGAUACUGUUUCUGCAAAAUGUAUGAGGGUGUUUCUUCAUUACAGACACAACUACAGAAAACAGACAACUGAGGCAAAUAACGUAGACCCUUCUAGGAGCAACAUCAUGUUUUAGUACUUGAUAUGUAUUUGAUAUCAUCCAACUGGUGUGGACUUAACAGACUGACAGCUGACAGGUUGAAUAAAAGCAUCAAAGUUUGAAUGAGGAUCGCUUUCAGCAGAAUUGAUCUAAAUACAAAAAAGGCUUUCUGUGGCUUUCCCAGCCUUCUUUUAUGUCCUGUUUUGCCUCCUGAGACUCAUCCCCACUCCUUCCUACGUGCAACAAGGGAGACUUAAUGCUGAGAGCAACUUCUGUAAAAGAGCCUCAUUGGAAAUAUUGAGGUACACUCAAGAAAAGAGGCUGUGUGACCAGAGAGCCAGCUGCAAAAAAAUAAAAAAAAACAAAUCCUAUUUUUAUUAGCACAUGCAGCCCACCUGGAUUCAAAUUUGGGUCAUUUUGGGCAUGAUGUAGAGACCAUAUGGGAACACUUUUACAAGCCUACAUAAGCCCUGCAUUUAACAACCCUGCUGUAAAUGUGCUUUUUUGUUGAGAAAUCUAAAUAUUUUGCAUAUUUUCCCCCAUUAAUGACUGAAACAUCUAGGUGGGGCUGGAGGAAACAGAGCGGUUUCCUGUCGGGAGGGAAAUUUAUGAGGUGCCGCACACACUACAUCAUUCUGCUGGGUACAGGGAUGAGAGCCAAAAGGCGGAUCAGUCUAUGCACUAUUUUUACACGGCGGGAGAUUGUCAGGAUGAGAUGGAGGAAGUACAGUGUUUGCUUGUGUGACCACAUGAAGUGAAGGGAAGAUGGAAUAAGAUGAAUGAAUACCAAAGGUCAGGAGUCACUGAGUAAUCUGAGCUCUGGAUGAGGCAGACAGAGCUGCGGUGGCAGAUAUCAGACCCAAAUGGAUGUGGAUUUGUUUGAGGAUGGGAGUUUCUCUUUCCAGGAGGUAGAUGAAUAGGUUUCGGGGUUUUCAGUGGACCCACUCAUCCAGGAAUUUAUUUCUUGUGGAAACGUUCACUCUUAAAUUUGGAGGUUUCACUCUUAGAUGUAUCAAACUGAAGUCCUGGUUUGGGGGCGUAAAUGUUGACGUCAGGUUGAUUGAAGUUUGCACUCAGCCAGGCGUUUGUCUGCUGGUGUUUGCUAAUCUUACGGCCCACUUGGCUGCUCUUUAUGACGGAUUGAGCCCUAUCCUGUGUUUCAGGACAGGACCGGUCGGAGCUGGUUCUCAGCGGUCCAGCGGCAGCAGCAGCAGCAGGCAGCUGGAGUUUCCACUUGCUGCAGCAAUCUCUCUUCCUUCUUUCAUUUCUCUGUUCUGUCCGCUCAAAGGCUCUGUUCAGCUUCCUCUUUUGCCCCGUGGCUCAGCAUGUUCUCGUCUCCCCUCCCAGACCACUUCGUCACUUUACUUUCUGCCGUUUCCAUUUCCAUUCGCAAGACUCAGCACUCGCUGGUCUUCAGAUUGACGCUCAAAAUCACAUGACGGACAAAAAAAGUUUGACUCAGCAGCCGUCCAAACUGGUUGGUGAGGCAUUAGGAUGUGAUAAUGCAACCUCAAAGUGUAGGGGGAACCAUUUGUCAGAUUUGGCAAUAAGUGAUAUUAACUGCAGCAUUUGGAGUCAACAGAUCUUGUGAGCAACAGUUUUAAAAAUGUGAAUACGGUGGGAAAAUUAUAACACAAAGCAUCCCAGUGGGAAUCAUUAAGGACUAAGACUUACUACAUUUGGAUUUUUACUUAUAAUUAUUUAAGGAAAUGUAAAAGUCCACUGCAUACCUCCCAAAUUUGUAUAUGACAUGGUAAAGGGUUACAACCAGACUCAUUCUACCUAGCGAGACCAUGUGCUGUAAAAAUUAUGGAUGCAGGCUCAGAGGUUACUGAAGAGAUAGCCUUUGCUUUUUGCCAGGCUGCAAGUAUAUCAGUUCUGCUUGGUAUGCUUUUCUUUAACAUGGAGCUAAUGAGGCAGGUCUCACUGUCAAGCACAGACUCAAGUGGUCACUGAGGGAAUUGCAGUUUAUUUUUUAUUUUCUUGCACUUCUGCAUUGGCAUCACUUUUCAGUAGUUUGGUAUAAAGGUAUUAGUCUUACCUGAAUUUGUGCUGAAAUAGAAACACAAUACUUGCUGUAUCUGUAUUAUUGUGUCCCCUGGUGUAUAGCGCUCACUGAAUACGCUGGCUUUGUCUGAUAACAUUCAGCACUCUCACCGAAACAGAUCAAAUCAUACACAAACAGGUUCUGCAGGUUCAUAUCUCAAAAGAUAGUUAUGAGAAGAGCCCACAUAGAUUCACACAGAGUUAAGAGUGGACAGCUCGAAUUCCUGUAUGAUAGUUUGACCAGGAUUAAAAAACAGCAUCAGGAAUCCUGACUUUAGUAAGAUAACAUUUCCAGACAGAACAAUCUAUUUGAUAACUGAUAACUUUGACAAAUAUCUACGUCGGCUAACUAUCCUAAGCUAAAAUUAUACUCUGACUCAUAUCAUGUAAUCAAAAAGUUUGUACUGACACACAUUGUUACAAACUAGAGCAACAAAAAGCCUUUUGAAGUUUGCACAGCCUAUUCACCACAAGACAACCGUUUAGCAUUGAGCCACCUUCUUCAGUGACAUUUAAAGGUAUUUAUGUUGUUCAUUAGGCAAAGGUUCGAGAGCUUUUUAUAAAUGUCUAUGGAUUAAGCAAGAGAAGUUUUUCCCAAUAAGUGAAACUUCAAUCCAAUACGGCCCGAACUUAAGAGACUUUUAUAAGCUGAUGUUUGUUUAUUUGGUGGUUCAGGUGAGGUUUAAAAAGUUCACUUCCAGCCAUGCUGAGUCACAGCAAACUGCAGUGCUUGUACGAAACACUGAGUCACUUGGAUACAGUUCAAACAAAACCCUGAAAUGCUCAUCCACUUACUGACAGUUCCCAGCCUGCACCUGCUCUUCACCGAACCCAGCCACCGAACCCUGAUCUCUUAUCUCCAGGUGACUGCUCUGACUCUUAAAUAGACCUUUAGUGGCUGUCCAAACACUGAGCCCAUCUGUGUGUGUAUUCUUGACUGGUCUGCAUGGAUACCCUGUGACCACUGUACUAAUAAAAGAGCUAUUCAGAGAAGGAGCAACAACAAAGUGGAUGGUGGGCAUUAUUAUUUUAAAGAGGUGUCCACACAAAGGGCUGCUCUCAGUCCUUUUCUGAGCCCCUUUCCUGAGGGAUACAUAGAAGUAAUGUACCAGCUUAUAAUGCAGGUGAGAUCAGGACACAAACGGAGGAGAUUAGGAGAGUAUGUGUUCAAUGAGGUAGAAAGGGGGUAGGUGAGGGAACGAGGGGAAAUUUCUGGAACAAGCAGUACUUCAAAAUAUCACAUACGGUAACUUUGACAGAGAAACACAAGGCAGCACAUUCCUUCAACAGUCAGAAAACCAACAAAACAAACCCAGACCUCAGUUUGAACUGUUUAAGCCAGUCUGAGGAGUUUUGACCUGAAUAUGAAGCAGACUGAUGUAGACACUGAUUCUUCACCAGGAAAACAAAAUGAUCAGUGACAAGAUUUUCUAUCAAAGCAUUUAUUAUAUUAUAUAUUAUAUUAUAUUUACAGCUACAGGUGAGGUGCCAGAUCGGACAACUUAAGUCAUGCUGAAGAAGCAACAAUGCACUUCUUUGUCCACAGGGGGGGCAAAAAAAACUGAUCUUUAAAUACCUAUAACCAGGUUUCCAAAAGACCCCCCCACAAUCAGCUGUCGUGUCAUCGUUCAUCAUGUCAUGUCUCUUCUCACUGUGUACAGUUGCUGCACGGUUGCUUGUUGAGUGUCUGUUUGCGCCUGAAGCUACAGUUCAACACAUUCUUUGUCUUCUGCAGUUGAACAGUCACAACCUCACCUGUCUGCUUAACUGAUCUGUUAUUGACUCCAGCUAUGAAAACAAAGCCGUUAUCUGCUUCUCAUCAAACCUGUCACCGGCUCCUCCCUGCUGCAGCACACUAAACUUAGGCUGCUGCUGCUGCUCUGCUGCUGUGCCCAUGAAUCCCUGUUUCUGUUGUCAUUAUUAGCAGACCAAACCGGUUUAGAGCAUGUUUUUGGGAACAGUGGGCUCAACAGCUGACUGUGACUCAGACCUAUUAACCCAGAAAAGCUUCCACUGUGACGUAAUUGCUCAGCAUCACAAGGAGGACUAGACUUGGUUUUUAUUCUUGUUUCGACUUGCUGCUGCGCACACACACACACACACACACACACACACACACACACACACACACACACACACACACACACACACACACACACACACACACACACACACACACACACACACACACACACCCAGGCUGUCUGAGGUUUUCUUUCUAGCACAAUCCCAUUAGCUCACGUGAUUUUGUUGUUUUUUGCCUUUUUAGCCAUGUGCCUGUAGAAAAUGUUGCCAGUAGCGUUAGCGCUGCUUCCAAAUAAACCUGUUUCCCAGAGUGGAUAAACAAUCCAGGGUGUACUUACAGGAGAGACAUGGAGGAGGUGAACGACAGUGAGGUUAUGAACUGACUCAGACAUACUCCAGUGGCCUUUUUGUUAUGAUUCUGUACUGAUGGGAAAUUCAAGCCUUCAGAUCAUGACUGUGGAGCUAUGAAUUUGGGAACAGAAACAUAUUAAAAUAGAAGGAAAAAGUAAGUUUUACAACUGAUAUUAGCCACGUAACACAGUCUCAUUAUCCAACUAGAUUUUAGUCAGUCAUGGCGGUGCAAUGGUGAGCACUGUCGCCCUAUAGCGUAAAGGUUACUGGUUUAAAUCUCACACCAGGCAGGGGCCUUGCUGUUCCCUCGGUCCUAUAAACAACCUUCUGUCGGGGGGUAUAUACUUAACCUGUGCUGAAUAUUUUAGGACAUGGAGCUGUGACAUAACAUCAACUUUGAACUUUGAUCAUCUAUCAGUUCUCUUUUAGCAGAUUUGUCAAUGCGGCGUGCUCGCUGCUGCAGAGAAAUGUGGGUUGAACAGGUACUAGAGAUCUAGAGAUCCACAGUUUUAAAGAAAAGUUAGUGAAAGGUGUCGACUUUAAACCCAAAUACACAGAAAAAUCAGUUUCUUCAGUUGUACUGUGAAAGAACUGAUGAUUUUCCUGUCCCUAAAUAAAGUGUUGAGGGUAAGAAACCUUUAAAAACAGCUUUUGCUGAUAUUCAUUUCAUGCUGAAUUGGUUUUGAGACAUUUUCUCCAACAACGUUAUUAAAGUUCAAAGCUGUGUGGGUAAAACUAAGACUGCCUUUUCAUAGCCUUCCUCAUCUGCAACCAAAGCACAUAUUAAUAAAACCCUGAUACCCAAGGAGGGAGAGAGAGAGCCAAGAUAGUUCCUCACACGUCAUCAGUAGUAAAAGAGCUCCUGCACAAGACUGGACAUGAAAAAACGACCCGUGGUGACCACAAGUCAGAGUCAGAGGAAAUGAUAGAGGAACAGGGAGGGAAAUCUAAACCUGAUGACUCUGCAUCCCAAUCAAAACCUCGAUUCAUCAUGAUCGCAUCAAGUCUGCUGAGCUCGACACAAGCUGAGCUGGUCAUUUACGUCUCCUCUCCUCUACACCAACUGGGCCAAAGGUCAGCCGUCUCACCCCUGCUGCUGUCAGGCAGUCGGUCAUAACCUGAUUCUUCUGCUACAGAAAACAGGAAAAGGAGCCCCUCGUUAUUUGUGGCCAUUUUUGUUGUUCACCUUUAGUCCAAUUAAUCUGAGGAGUGACGUCUUAGUGGGGUGAAGGGGUUCAAGCGUCUGCCUAACAAGCUGCACCCCUGUUGUGAGCACAGCGGCCAAACUGACGGACAAAUGAGGACAAUGGGAGAAAGCAGAGGGGUACUCUGAGGGCAGAGAUGACCCAGAUUAAAACACACCUUGAUUAAACCGUUGCAUCACCCCUCCUCCAUGUUUAAACUUAAUAUUUCCCACAUGGCUGUAGAUAGACAUCCCGCCAGCAGAUGCAUGAAUCUGUGCGCCACAUGUUGCUCACACUGAGGCUAUUUCUGUUGUUGUUGUUGUGCUCUUUGUCUCUGACUUCAUAAGAAGACUGUUUACGGUUUGAAGCUAGCAAGCGAAGAAAAACAAGUGCUCUCGUCCUGCAGGUUAUUAUGCAAGACUGGCUUUUUCUCUCUGGGCUGCUUCAAAUACUGGUCCAAAACAAUGUGGAAAAUACUGCUGCAGACAGAACAAGCCUCUAACCCUGUGUUGACAAGCUAGUAGUUAGUAGUUAACGUAGCGCAGAGGACUGACACACUCGUCCUUUUGGUGCAUUUUACAAUGUUUUUAUGAGAAGUUCCUGUGAUCAAAGUGAUAGCAGAAAAAGUUGAAGCUUUGUUUAUAAAAUAGUGAUUAAUCCUUUUGACUAACAGGAGCUUGACUUUCAUGUGUUAAUCUGCUGCAAACACAAAUUAUCCCUUUAAAAUAAGUGCAAACAUUUGUAGUGACACAUAAGUGACUUUUCCUGAAAGACGGUCAAAGUUCUCACAAGUGCAAGUUCACACGAGGCAGUUCAGCAUGUUUGUAAUGUUUAAACUUUGUGAAGCAUUUUAAUUGAUAAAACGAGUAACAGGGUCAACAAGCAGACUGAAAUUGACACAAAAACCUGAAUAUCUAUGUAAAUAUUUGCCUUAAAGGUUUUUGCAGUCAUUCAAGACUAAGUCAGGAAAAAAGUAAACAGAGGGAAAAAUUUUUUUUACUUUUCAGAUCGAUCGAACUUAUCUGUUCAGCCUCUUUCUUAUCAUCCUUGUUUUUAGUGCUGCGGAGUAAGGCCUCUGCGUGUUGAUUUAUUUUCCUCCUGCUGGCCUCAGCUGAUAAUGUUUCUCUGUGAUAUAAAUUUCAUCAGAUGUAAUAAGUAGGUCAAGAUCCAGAUGACUGGGUUGAAUCUUGACCUGCUGGGCUGUGAAUAGGUAGACAGCACUGGUCUAAUGUGUCUGCUCCCUCCACAGCUCCCCAGCAUGUUUGGAGACCUGAGGUCCACGUUCAUUGCACUGAUGAUUGGCUCCUACGCCUCUUCUGCUGUCACUUUCCCUGGCAUCAAGGUAACACGUGAUAUAUGACUCUAGUUAAUCACUCAAUUUUUCACCUUUCAAAAAGGAAGUAAACUGAGAAUAAAAACCGCUGCUACAAAGGAAUGGGAUAUUGAUUCUCCAUUAAAAUGAAACUUUGUUGGUGCCAUCUGUCUGCCUCUAGGUGAUCUAUGAUCUGGGUGCCACUUUCACCAUAAUCCUGCUGGUUUGGGCCGCCUGCGCCUGCCUUGUCUUCCUCAACUGCUUCGUCAACUGGCCUCUGGAGCCUUUCCCUGGCCCGGAGGACAUGGACUUUACGUAAGUUAUAUACUCUCCCCCGCACAAACACACACAGACACACACACACACACACACACACACACACAAAGAGGAUAAACAUUUCUGUAGCCUCCAGCUAUCGUUCUCGAGAAGCUAUGAUAACGCUAUUAGCUAACCUCAGGAUAUACUGGCUGAAGGUGGCCUCAGACUGAGCUGUGCCUUGACAAUCUGCAUUCUCCACAGAGAUCACUGCUUAUUACCGCACACUCACAUGUUCAUGCUCAGGCACUCCUGCACAGUAAAUCCCAAUAAUGCAGAAGAGGCUGAGUGAGCCCUCAAGACAGGAAAGCCCAUAAAGCUCCUAAUUCAGCCUGCUUUGCUCUGAACCACCCAGGUCCAGUUGUUCAAAGAGCUUUUUCAUGAGGAGUAUGAUCUGGAUUCAGAAAUCUUUCUUUCUUAUCCAGAGUCAUAUUUUCCAUAUUUUUAAAGUUUUAAACUAAUCUGGUAGCUUCAGACCAGCUUGACCACUCCACCUUUCCUCACUCUUUGCUCUGUAUUUUCAUCUUUUCCUCUCUUCCCAUCCUUCCCUCAGAGUCAAGAUCAAGUUCAGCUGGCUGGGCUUUGACCACAAGAUCACUGGGAAACAGUUUUAUCGGCAGGUGACCACCGUGGGACGCCGCCUGAGUGUGGGUAACUCCAUAAAGCGUGAGCACCAGCAGCCAAAAGACCUGGCGACACAGGAAGCCAAUAAGCUGUGCCUGUCCACCGUUGACUUGGAGGUGAAGUGCCAGGCCAAGGAAGAGAGUGAGUUUGAAUAAAAGAUGUCGUUUGAAGGUUUGGAAAUGUUGUCUUUAGCGAGGUCACGGUGACAGUAAAAUGCUCUGAUUUAAUCAGGCGUCGUCUCUCAGAUCUGAUAGCAUCAAACCACCUGACCCACUUUUUCACACAGUAAUUAGGCUCGUCUGGUACCCCCUUAAACGCCCUUUUACCUCUGCCCUACAUCCUCACACAUAUAACCCUGGUUAACCCCACACCUCCAGGCCUCCUCUGUCCCUUCUGACUCUGCUACACUGGGGUCAGGAUCUCCCAGUAGGAGGGUUUGGUACCUCUCCUCUCAGCCUCUUUGGUACCAAACAGACCGUGGAAUUGGUUCAGAUCCAGUUCUUAGAAAGCAGCUCAGCGGGUGUGUGAUGUGCUGGCAGGGAACCCUAAAAGCAUUGUUGUGGGAUGAGGGGUGGACAUUGUUUCGAUUGUGUGUCUGUUACUGUGAGUGUAGUGAGGACUCCCAUGGUUGGUUAAAUAACAGCUGGAGCUUAUCCAUCAGUCAGGAUCUUAUCCUCUCACUCACGCUAACAUGUUACACUCUCUCACAUCUUCCCAAUUCAACAGAAGCUGUGAUGACUCCAGAUCCCAUGUGUACGAUGGCUAUGAAAUAGGCUGAAAUUUAUAUUGAUGCCUUGUCAUGAUAUCUGAACGCAAACACGGCCGUUUGCAAAAGACUGACAGUUUUUAUACUUUCAUUUUUAAUACCUGAAACUGGUGGAAGGGGGUAGGUGUCAGCUGAGCAGCUGAAGAAACAGACCUGUUCACAGUGUCGGCAUAAUACAUAGAUAUUAAAUGAUGCAUUUGAGUGUCAAAAGUCAGCAGGAUAUGAAUCAUUUUGUCAAAAGACUCUACUUAAAAAUAAACAGGACACAGAGUUAGAAACUGCGUUGUCCACAGGUGACCCAAAUCAAAAGUUCCUCCCAGGAGCUUCAAGUAAAGAGAGCGGUGGUCCGAACGAAAACAAAGCUCUGAAAUUGGGUUAGGGUUAGAGAAAUAUCACUGUUUUUUUUUCCUCACAGUAAUGAGGUCUAAAUAUAUCACCGCGUGAUUAACCCAAACCUUCCCCUGCUGAGAAAGAUCCUGAACUGUGGGGGUAACCUGGAUUAUAUUAGUGUAGAUGUAGGGCAGAGGUGAAGGGGCGCACUAGACUGACCUCAUUAUUGUGUGGAGAUGCAGGACAGGAAGUUUGAUGUCUCUGCUUGACCCCUCAAAUGGGAAGGUGAAGGAGUUUUGUUCUGUCGAACUCAUGCUUCUAAUGCUGGGUGUGUGUCUCUCUGCUCCGCUCCCCUCCACAGGCACUAUAUCAGGAACUGUUCUGAGUACCUUUGCAUGAGCUACAGUUUUAGAUGGAUCUUUAAUGCCUCUUUAUAUUAUAAAAUAUACUGUAUUAUAUGAUAAAUUACACUGUAACGUGUGUAUUAGCGCCAGGAAUCAUGAAUCAUUAAGAUGCCUUGCAAGCAAACACGACCUGUUACCCGACAAUUCCUUUAAUGACGCCUCAGAUGGAUACCUGUUGUUUCAGAUAAUAAACCCAUCUGCUCCAUUUGUGCACCGGCACUUAAUAGGUUUGUCCAGUGCUUCACCAUAUGGGCAGUUGUGUCCAAUUUCCAUUUGUAUUAACAACUUUGAUUAAUAAUCAACCUUUAAAAGAGCCCAUCUUCUCCUUCAGCCGUCCGGCUGCUCAGUUUAGCGUGGAGGAAUAGGCUCGUUGCCGUGGCAGCAAAGAGCAGAGGGGGAUAUUUAGAUGACAGCGUUUUCUCCCUGAGUGAGCGUUAAACUUAACUCGCGCUGUGAAGCACACUGGCGUAGUUUUCCAUCAUGUGAAAAGAGAGUGGUGAAUUAGGAGGAGAAAUCUUAGGGAGCAGCAAAUGUGCAACAGUUAGUAUCUAAUAGUUCACUGCAGCAGAAAAGCUCUACCUGCAGACUCCAAAAGAUCAUUCAGACCACAUGAUUGUCAGUGUGAGAGAUGAAUUAGCAUAUUAAUUCACAGAGAUUAUUUUUGCUCAAAAGGUUUAAUCCAUUUUAUCUGUUUCUCCUCUAAAAUGUGACUAACAUGUACACACCCAGUGUCUUUUAUUUGACAAGGUGUAUUAGCAGACUGAUCUGAUCUGAUGCGGCCGUUUUAAUUUCCUCUGCAGCUCAGUCCUUCAUGAAGAGUAUCUUCAGCCCCAUCUUCCUGCUCAGCCUCAUCACCAUGUGUGUGACCCAGCUGCGUCUCAUCUUCUACAUGGGAGCCAUGAACACCAUCCUGGAGUCUUUGACUGACGGAGACCUCAACAUAGGUGUGUGUCAAUCCCUCCUCAUACAUAGUUUGACAUCACCCUAAAUUGUGCUGGGUUUCCUCUAAACUACUCCUAUCUCUCAGCAUCUUUCUGCUCACUAACCUGCCAUGUGGUCUGCUGUGUUUCACUUUCUGUGUGUCUCUCCUGCUUUUUCUCUUUUUGUCUUGUGCUGGCCUUGUGAUGCUCUCACAGUGGAGAGGAUGGAAGUGGGUAAGAGGCUUAAAGCUCAACUUACAAAGAUCUAACCACCUACACUUUCAGUCUUUCUCUUCAGAUUUCUGUUUGCUUGUUUCUCUGUGUGUCUUAACUCUUAACUCAACAUGCUUGAGUGAUAAAAAGAGAGGAAAAAAACACACAUUUACACUGAAGCCCUCGGCGAACAUUUAACCUUACGUAUUAUUCACUUUAUUUUCAUGUAAUAUCAAGUAAUUUCUGAUUGUUUUUGGUUGACCUCAACUUCUUGACCUGGUUAUUUAGAGAUAGUGCAAUGUUAUCGCUUUCAAAACACAUAUGCAGUCAAAUACAAGCAGUCAGUUAAAGAUAAUAAAAAAUGAAUUCAGUAGUUAUAAUAUAAAUAUAAAAACAAGUGGGUAUUUCCAGAUGGUUGCACAGACAAACAUAAUAAUUCUUCAUCUGUGCUGUCUCUUAGUGAGCGUCUACACCUCCAUCUUCGGCGUGCUCCAGCUCCUGUGUCUGGUCACCUCUCCCGUCAUCGGCUACGUCAUGGACUGGAAGUUGAAAGACUGCGAGGAUGAGAACGACAAGAUAGCCAAGAGGUGAGGAUGAACACUCAACAGCUUUGACACAUUUUUCACAACAUUAUUAAACUACUCAGCUCUGAAGAAACAUUUCCCACAAGAGUUUUUGCUUACUGUUAAAAAAACCAAAAUAAAACCAAGAGCUGCAACACGAAAGACUUUUUUGGGUGAAGUUAUAGGGCUUUUAUUUUGAAAAGGUCUGAUGCUUUUACCAACAAAUCAAUCUAUCAGCGCAUUAAUAGAUGAAAAAUGUGAGGGUAGAGUCAGAGCACAAAAAUCUGCUUUUUGCAUUCAAACAUGAAGCUAAACCUGAAUAUUUCAAAGAGUUUUUAAGGAGUUUAAUGCUUCAACAAACUUGAGGUAUAUAAAUGAAACACUAACAUACACUGAAGGAAAAACCAAACUAGAUGAGAUAAAGACACAAAAAGGCUGACCAUCAUUUAUUUGAUUUCCUUUCUAAUCCUAGGGAGCCUGGUCAGCCUCGCCGCCCUGAGAAACGGAUCCAGAAGAUCGUCAACGCCACCAGAGCCUUCAUCUUCACAAACCUGCUCCUUGUUGGGUUUGGGAUCACAUGUAUCAUCCCGAAUCUGCCCCUUCAGGUAGUUACACACACACACACACACACACACACAUGUGAGCACACACACUCACACGAGACAGGGAUCUGCUUUGAUAUUUGAGGGGACGCACAUUUCCCCACAUGUGCUGCCGAGGCCUGAGUUCACACUGCAGUGGGAGAAAAUGAGACUGAGCAAUGUACAUCAUGUUCAAACAAGAGGCUCACAUGCCAAUGCAGCUGAUCGUGUUUCAGAGUGCUGCAGGGACAUCUACUGGACACAAGAGGGACUGUGUGUUAUUUUUCACUCAAUCUGAUCUGUUCUUCAACAGGCUGGCUGUUAUUGUGUUUUUUUUUCAUGUAAAUGUAAUGUUUGGUUUUGGUUUCUGUUCUGCAGAUUCUGUCUUUUGUCCUGCACACCAUCGUCAGAGGUUUUAUCCACUCUGCAGUCGGAGGACUUUACGCUGCUGUGUAAGUGCUUCAAAACAAGAACAGUACUGUAAGCUGUGACUUUAACAUGGAAAUAAUGAAGCAUUCUGAAAUCUCUGAGGUCCACUGAAACAUGUGUGAGUGAACAAAACAAAACAAAAAGAAGUCCACAAGGGAAAAUCAAGAUAACUUUAAUCCAGAUUAUUUUAGGUUACAUUCACGGGACAUUCAUGCAACCACCGACCUGAGAAAACGCCCAGGCCUUUAGAUCUACAUGUUUUGGAUUAAGUCCAUUUAAAGCUGUGAUAAAAUCCUCUAAUCAAUGCAACAGUCAACAGCUGGCUGACAAACGCUGACCAGCACAAUAAGUGAUGAGUUGGUAUUUCUUGAUGCCAGUGAAAAAUUAAAUGGUGACUCAACAUUUUCCAGUGUUUGUACCUGCUGAAGUCAAUGGAGAGAGCUCUGACUGACACCAGUAUAAAGUGCAUUACUGUAAUCUAAAUGAGGACCAAGAAGUCCUGCUCCUCUUUUACAAGAGCUGGCAGCUGUACAAAUUUGAAAAGAGAUACUUAAAAAAAGAUUUGCAUGUAUAUACACCCAAAUACCUACAUGCAAAAAUCUCUUGUGCAUUAUGGCACCUCCAACCACCAGCAGUCUGCGGAUAUACUUCAUUUUUAAGAUGGAAGCUAGUGCCAUGUUUAAAAUUUAUUUUAACAUCAACACUUGCACAUUAAUAGACAGGAAGAUAAUCAAGAUAUUUGCACUUACUCGUCCCAAACUUGUUGUUUUUAGGCAGAAGGUUGUUUACUUGAGUAAUUAAUUCAUGAUAACAUGGAGGAAGAAAUCACCUAAUAAAAUUGUCCUACAAUUUCUUAUGACAUGUUUUUGAUUUAUAAUUAGACAUGUUUUUUGUCCCUGCAGGUACCCGUCGUCUCAGUUUGGCAGCCUGACAGGAAUGCAGUCUCUUAUCAGUGCUCUGUUUGCGCUGCUUCAACAGUCUCUCUUCAUGGCCAUGGUGGGCCCCCUGGACAAAGACCCUCUAUGGGUGAGAAAAACAAACAUUAACACAGAACAAUUAAAGACAUGUUCUGUUGUUAAAUUUUGUUUUAUUUUUGUACAUUUUUACUCACGAAAACACCAAAAUAAACAAAAACAGUGGUUAUGAUUACCAGAAUUCUCUUUGGAGGUGUGAGUGAUACAAGAUAUAAACUUUUACUUAUGUUUAUUUCAUCCUUGUGUUGCUCUCAGGUGAACGUCGGCCUCUUGGCGCUGAGCAUGCUGGGAUUCUGCCUGCCUAUCUACCUGCUGUGCCACAGUCGCCACCUCCAGCGCCUCAGAGACGAGCGGGAUGAGGAUCCAAAGAUCUACGUGAAGAUGAACAACGACAGCAAACCCGAGAACUACGUCUGAACCUGAAGGGGAGAAAACAAAUCACUUUGUUAAAACUGAAGAAGACCAGCUAUGCUGACAAGAGAUGGACAGAGAAGAAGAAGAAAUGGUGGAGGUCAGGUGUGAUCGAGUCCUUCACCUUUUCCUCUCUGAUGCUGCAACCAGACAACCAGACAACUCACUCACCUCUUGAGUUCCUCAUAAUCACACUUUCACUCACAGGUCAUUUCACUGCCGAUCAUACGUGGUCUGAUCAGACUGCACACCACUGUGACACACACUUUCACCCUCUCAGAUACACUGUGAGAAAAACACACACACGCACACACAUAGAUCUCUCACCUGAAGAGGAACAUGGACCCAUGGGAGACAGAACCGAUGAUGGACUUUUUAUACCUCCCUGACUGACUCCUCUACACCGUCUCUUGUUUGUUUUUAUCUGUUUUUGCUCUGGCUGAACUGGGGUCGACAAAUGUAUAAAAAAAGAAAAUCUCAGAGACAGUAUUUUGCUUUAAAAGUCACCCCAUCCACCGUGAGCAUCAGUUUUCAUGAAACCUCCACAAUCUGGUCGGUCCAGAUUUGUCUGAAGUGACAUUUCAGGCAGCACUAGCUUGUUUUUGAUUUCUCUGAUUCACACACACACACAUACACAGACACAGGAGUAGCAGCGUCAGACAUGUUAUCUCUGCUUCCUCUCAUUCUCUAGGGCAUUAAAUGAAAAAGAUUUGACUGACAUUUAGCAGUAUUGGUAGCAGCCUCGAGUAGACAACAGUUUUUAACCAACACACAUUCAGACGAGUUGCUUCAGAAAACUGCAGCGGCUCUACGUGAGUGUGUGUGUGUGUGUAUUACAUAAUGCAGUACAAGAAAAACUACGCUGUGGGGUUUAAAUACUGCAUGAUGCCUGAGACAGUGCUGGUCCUUUUUACUGUUUCACUCAGUCACCGGUGCAGGAAAACACACCCUCGACCUGCCUUGUUCUUCAUUUUGCUUAUAAAUUCCUUAUUGUGUUAAAAAUAUGUAACCUUUUGUUGUUUUAUUUGAAUAUAUUAACUUGCAAUAUGAUUACAGGUAUGUGGAAAAGUGUUUAGCGUAGGUAGACGGGUUGAAGAUAGUAGAAAUAGUUUGGUUUUUUAUAGAAAUGGGAGUCUGUAGCGUGCAGGUGGACUCACCUGCCAAACACAUGGAUUUGGAUUCGUUGCAGCAAUAAGUGCUUCUGUGAGGCGCUGGGAAACAUGUUGACACACAAUCACACACAGACAGGAAAACGUGCAUUUUUUUGGGCUGUAUUCUAAAUCAAAAAGGUGCUAGAUGUACAACAGAACCAUUUUUGUUUGUUUUUAUCUUUCUGCAUGUUUCUUAAAGUUCCCACGAAAUGCAAAAGCAGUUUAAGCAUCCAUUUCGAGCGCUGACUGGAUAUUAACAUGGAUACCAAAAGUGUUCACUUACUGUGAAGCCAGAAGAUUUAGAGCUCCCUCUGCUGACCAGUUGCAGUAAGACUCCUAAAGCCUGCCAACACACCAACAUGAGAGUCACUGAACUGUACCCACUUGAGGGUUUUAAGACUUAUACUGGUCGGUGAAAUGCCUAUCUUGGAGGAUAUAAAGUGAUGUUGUCCAUGUUAUAUACAGCCAGUGCUUUCAACUUGCACUGAUUGGCACCCAUAUGCCAAUAUCUGACCCAGCUCUAAAGAAAUGAGUUGUUGUGUAGAUGUUUUAAUGGUACUUUUAAUUAUUUUUUUAAGUAAUGAACCACUUUUUAAACUUCCUUCUUAUUCUUUUUGCAGUUUCAUGGGAACUUUAAUGUACAAUCAUCGACACUGCAAAAGCUUGAAUCCUAGAAAAUGUAUUUGCUUCAUUUCUUGCCAAAAUAUCUCACCAUACUCAGUUUGAGACACAUUCAGGAGACAAGUCCAUUUACUAGUUCUUAUAUUGAACCUUACAACAAGAUGAAACAGGCCUAUGGUAAGGCCUUUGUCUGCUUAUAAUGGGUAUAAACAUCUACCAGACCAAUAUCUCCUUUAAAAUGAGACAUUUGGAAGAGAGAUGAGACUCUUAGCAAGUCUUUGCAGUGACAUCAAACAUGAGAGCUGUUUCUUUCACUGCAGUUCCAAAGAACCAAUCAACACACUGAUUUACCGACUCUUUUCGGUUUAUUUCACACCAGUUUUGUGCUUUUUCUGCACCCUUAAGUGAAUCUAUAAUAGCAGCUCUGGGAAACUUGAAUUCACCUCUAACAGUAGUCUCUAUUUAACAGACAUAAAGGGAGAUUAAUUAAAGGUCGCAGGCUAAUAGAGGUCCCGACCUUCAGCUUCUAAGAUGAUAUAGAUUCUUUGAUUUCAAAAUAAAAGUCCCAAACAGAAGCUCAGUGUGAAGGUUUUAAUACAGGGAGAUGUUAACAACAGCAGCAGAUUCAAACGCCAAACAAAGAAGCUCCUCCUCCUGACAGUAGCUCACAGAGGCACUUCCAAAGACAGCCAUGACCCUCAGAGUGCCUCUUUAUGUGAACAGAUGACGGGCGGAGAGCACCCCACCCCUCUUUUCUCUCUAUCUAUCCACUAUUCCAUCACUUUCAUCCCUCCAACCAUCUGCAAAAUCAUCCUGAUAUGUUUCCUGACAGCUGAGAGACAAGCCUCUGCUCCUAGCGAAUGACUUCAGUGAGGAUGAAUGGCACAUGUUGCACUUUAGCCCCUGUGGAAAUGGACCUCAGCUACGUUUUUUCUGAACGGCCUUCCCUCUCUGUAACCGAACUUUGGUGCACGAUGCAAAGAAUGUAAACUUUAGAGCUUCAAUGUAGAUUUUUAACCCAUGGAAACAGAAAGAUGCUGUUAUUUUUUAUAUUCACAGACUAAGAAAAUCUAUUCCAUCAUUUGUUUGUUUUAUAUUUUCGCCUUUUUGUGCACAGAGGACAAGGCAGAGGUUUGUCUCUCAGCUUGUAAGCCAGGACAUCAUCCCAACUUUAGCCAUCGGUGGUGCAUCACAAGAGUUUAUUUUACAAGUAUCCUGGAGCAAAGAAAACGCUGCAGUCCUCACUUAUUUGAACGUGUUUAAUGAGAAGAUGAAUGUGAAGGUGCUCAUUUCAAGUGCAAAAAGGUGUAUUGUGAUGCAGGUAUCACAAAGAAAACAAAGGGGAUCGCAUAUUAAAACAAACGUUCCUCAAUGCACAUUUAUCAGACAGCUGUGCUGAUUUCCAAACACAGUAUUAUUUCUAUAUAAAAAGUAAAGUUUUGGACAUGUAUUCAAGUUUUGAAUGAGGUCUCUGACCAAAACUUUGGGGUUUUAAUGAGCUGCAGAGAUGUUUUGCAGAAAUUCUUCACUUUCUUUUGCAUUUUUUGAUCCAAUUUUUUGAAAAUUUUGUAAUCCAAAAGUGCAAACUGGUGAAACAAGAGGAGAUAUCCGUAAUUGGACUGAAACAGAAACAGAGACAACAAUGGGCUGAGGGUACUAUUGAUUUCAGUGUAAAUAGUUCCUGCAAGGGUGUAUCCAGACUUUAAUAAGGUGAUCAAACUAUGAAACUGUUUAAAUGGAUAUUUUCCAUACACAAGUGUUGCACUUGAGGGAUGCAAAAGUCAUAUAUUGUGCAGAAAAGUAAACUUUUUGUGUUCGCUGUAGGCAGCCUUAUUCACAUGAACAUUCUUGCAAAACUCAUGCAAAUAACUGAGCUCUACAGAGUGAAUCUGGCUGUGUGGCGGAGUGUCUUGGGGCUCAUAAUGCAGGUGCAGAUUCACUCUGAUGCAGCACUUUGCUCCAGAAAACUAUAAAUGUGGGAAAAGUUUACAUUGAUUUUCCAUUUUCCUGGUAACCCAUCCUGAACUUCAAAAUGAAAUCAGCUCAUUUACAGACAAAGCUGCAAACCUCUGUAAAUCAAAAGCACAUGUAACACAGAUUUGUCAUAUGGGGAUGAUUUACCAGGUCAAUCCCUCUUUUCCUUUCAACAGAAACUUAUCAGCACUUUCCUUCACUGCUUUACCUUAAACAUCAUCACCUUCCCUGUGUCACUCUUACCUCCUAUGACAGGAAAUCUACACUAGUUUGAUUAUUGAUAGAUGCAUUGGUUGUGUUGAAAGGUUGUGUGUGAUGACGGGUGAUGGGGUUUGGAGCUGGCACACAGGCGCCUUGUUUUCCUCUUUUGGCAUGAACCUUUUUUUUUUUUGUAUUUUUUCUACCUAUUGUGCUCCAGUUCAGUUUGACUUUGUCUUUUAUUAUACUUUAUUUCCUCUGAUGUUUACGAUGAAUGUGUAUUUCAUGUUCUUAUACUGUACAUUUGUUUUGUUUUUGUUUGUAUUGUACCACGGUAUAGCCAUUGUCAUUGAAAUUUAAAGUCAUGUUGUUUCAACUGAAAGAAAAAAAAAAAGCAGAUCAGAAUAUGAAGCAAAAUAAACACGAUAAUUUGUAUAGAUA